Paramecium octaurelia is the source of this 899-nucleotide messenger RNA. Lineage: Eukaryota; Ciliophora; Oligohymenophorea; Peniculida; Parameciidae. The record is from the annotation of a GenBank genome assembly.
AUGAAAACAAUUCAAAAUCCAACUCAAUAUUUCUUUGAGUAAUCAAACAAUCCUUCAAGCGAAUAUUUACCAAAAAUAAAUGAGUUCCUUAGUAAGUUGUUAAAUCAAAAGCAAUGUGUUUUAUGCAAGAAUGAUUAUAAUAUGAAGGAUAGAUUGCCACGAAUAUUGAUUCAUUGUGGUCACACAAUUUGCACUGCUUGUCUCACAAAUUUCUACAGGUAGUGAUUGUUUAUAUGGUAAAUGAUAGAAAUAGAAGAGUUAGAUGUCCACUCUGUUUAAAGUUAAUAAAGCAUCUCGAUUCUGUUGAUAGAUUACCUGUAUCACAUUGUAUCUGAUAUAUCUGUAGAUUAAUCAUUCGAUAUUCACAAGAAUGUCUAAUGACAUAAACAACAAGAGUAAAUUGCAUGGUGGCACAGAAGUGAUAGAUCCGUAACAAUACUUAUUCAAUUAAUUUUAAUAAUCAGCGUUAUAAUCAUAAAAGGCAAGACAACAAGAGUAAAACACUCAUCCUUAAGUUGAUUCCGACUCAGGAUUAGAGUUUUGUGAGUUCCACACUGACAGAGUGAAACACUUUUUUUGUAUGAAACACAAAGUUACAUGUUGCAGAAUUUGUUCUGAGAUGAUUCAUCAAAGGAAAGUAAUUGAAUAAUUUAAGUAGGAUUGCAUAGUGGUGGAUUUGUAUGAGAUCGAGGACGUGCCUCAGUUUUUGAAGGAGGCUUAUCAACUCAAUGAAGACAAUAAUAAUAAUCAGUAGAUGGAUUAAAGGAGAUAAGAUAUGGGUUUUAUUUAGGAUAGCGAGUAAAGUAAGAGUGUUGAAUAGUGUAGAUGCUGGGGAGAAUUAAUUUAAUGAUGAUGAUUUGGAAGAUGAAUUUGAGGACAACAGUGUUUAAAGUAUCUGA